AGGUAGACUGCAUGAAAGCGAAAGGAAUAUGCCCACACUGCCUUGUUACAGAUUUCACUAGCCCCUGCCGAAGUCUGGCCCCAGAGCGCUUUGAGAGAGGCUGCAGGAGAGACACAGCUGCUCCGUUGGCAGCUCCUCGGGCCACAAAAUGGCUGCACAGCAAUACCCAAACAACAUGGCUGCUCUUUCAAAAGAGGUAGAGGACAUGAGAUGUCCCUUGCAGGUCCCAGUGAAAAUGGAAAUUCCCUGCCAAGCAGAUGACAGUGCAAAAGGGGGAGAGGGAAAAGGCCUUGCCACCAUUCCAUCUGAAACCAGUGAAGAUUUCACAAGAGCGGCAUCCAGGGUGAAGCAGGAGCUGGCAGAAGAGCAACCGCAAAGUUGGGAAUGCCAGUGGCAAAGAGUGCUAGAGGUGGUGCCUGCUCCCUUCACCACUCCAGUCUGGGACAGCCUGCAGCUGCCUCCUUUGAUUCAAGGGGGCAGCACUGAGGCCUAUCUGGCCACCUUUGAGCGUGUGGCGGAUGCUUCCCAAUGGCCACGGGAAGAGUGGGUGACUCGUCUUGUGCCAGUCCUUAGCGGACAAGCUCAGCAGGCCUAUUUCAGCCUGGAUGCAAAAGACAAAGCUGAUUAUGGGAAGGUGAAGGUGGCCAUUCUGAGGCUGGAUGACUACCUCGCCAUUGAGGCGCACCGCCAGCGUUUCAGGCAUUUCUGCUACCUGGCUGCCGAUGGGCCUCGGAUAGCAUGUCAGCAACUGCAGGAGCUCUGUCACCGCUGGCUGAAGCCCGAAGGCCAGAGCAAGGAGCAAAUCCUGGAUCUGCUUAUCUUGGAGCAGUUCCUUGUCAUCCUUCCACAGGAAAUGCAGGACUGGAUUAGGGAGCGCGGUCCGGAGACGUGCAAUCGAGCGGUGGCCUUGGCAGAGGAGUACCUGCAGGAGCAGCAGGAGACGGAGAAGUGGGCCCAACAGGUAACUGUACCAAUUGAGAUGGUGAUAGUUAAUUCUCCCACUGUAGAUCAGGCCCAGUCAGAAGCAAAACAUCUCCACAAAGAAAACAAACAGGUUGACAGUGAAAAUAGUAUUUCUCAAGAAGACAAUUUUGCCAGAAUGGGGGCAAAGGAUAUGCACCAAGGAGAGUUGGAGGCAGAGGAACGAGGAUGGAGGUCUCCAGAAUUUGGAGAGGUCCUUUUCCCAAAAGGCAGCCCCAGAAGAUCUCACGUGAGCAAGUGUGAUUCAGAAAGACCUCAGAAAGGCAGCCUUUCCACAAGGAUGAUGAAGGAUGAAGUGUUUGGGGGAGUCCCGACCGACCUCGAAAUGAAACGACAUCUGUGUAAGGAGUGUGGGAAAAGGUUUCGGAAGAAGUGGGAUCUCAUCAGGCACGAAAGGAUCCACACGGGAGAGAAGCCUCACCAGUGCACGUACUGCGGAAAGAGGUUCACACGCCGUUCACAUGUUGUGAAUCACCAGAGACGCCACUCGUGCCAAGGAAGAUCUUGACAAAAGGAUCUACUGCUUCCAGUUUGUGCAACAGAUUGAGAAGUCCUGUACGACGGGGGAAUAAAGGUAGUUUGGUUUGUGUCCUGCAGGGCUUGGAAUCCAGACCAGGUGUGGGAGUGGUGUGGAAUAAUGUCUAUUUGCUCUUUGUCCACAUCUUGAAUUUGAACAAAAUGUGUCUAAGGACACACACAGCUCUCAGGGGAAUCAACUCUGUUGAGAGUGCAAAGGAAAAUCUGUACAUAUUUAUGCCAUUCAGUGAAGAUAGACUUCAUCCAAGUCAAAACUAUUCAUCCACAUUUUACUUGAUCCAGAAUGGGAGUGAGGAGAUUGAGUUCCUGUUUAUUUAUUUUGAAUUUUUGGACCGCUUGCUGGCUAGAAGUGAGUAUUUCAUCACGUCACUGAUUCAAUCCUUAGUGUAGAUAAGUGAAUACUCCUGGGAAAAUAGCUAAUUUUGAUCAGUAUUUUUGUAUCAGCUAAAGCCUUGUGAAAUCAGAAAAAUCCUUUUCCCUGCUUUGCUGUACCAAUGCCCAAAACAAAUGAGGCUCAUUCAGGAAGUAAGAUUUAAAGGCAAAACAUCUUCUAGUAAUGGAGCAGGCUGGCAAAAUGAUACUUGCCAACUAUUUUGGGAGGCAGUCCACAGAUUUAACCCAUGAAGAUGGAACUCACUGGAAAAGCGAUACUAACCAUUAACUCAGAAUAAAAGAAAUUCCAUGUUUUAAAGCUAGAGGCAAGACUGAUUGAUUGAUCAAGAAGCACUGACCUAGUAUGCUCUUAAAUGCAAAUUUAUAUCCAGAAUGUGUUCCCAUCAUGGAGACUUCAGUCCUUUUGCACCUCAGGUUGCUUAGAUGUAGGUAUAUGUUUGGCAGUGCAAUUUGGGGAGGGAAGGCCAGAUAGGAAAACAGAAAGCAAAGUGGCCUCAUUGUAUGUUGUGCUUGCUGUGAUGGAUUUUUAUAUUGCUCUCUGGCAAGUUCUUAGCGGUAAUCAUACUUUUACUGCAAGGUUAGAAAACUGGCCUUCCAGUGGCUGCUGAAGACAGCUCUCAGCCUUCCUCACAACUGGCCGUGCUGGAAUAAUGUGAAGUGAAACUGACUUGGCUAUUUAACGAUUCAUUUUUUAUUCUGUACAGUAGAAAACCAGUGCAACAUUUGUUUACAUAAUAAGUUGUUUUCCCUUUUUACAAACAGUCUAAAAACUGCUUAGAGAUACUUGAUUACAGAAUUCAUAAAUUAAUUUUCACAAAGACAAACAUCUGUUCUAAUAUAUUGUCAAAUCAUUUUGGCUUUUCAGGCUCUUAAAAUCCUAUUCUAACUAAGUGCAUAUAUUUCACAUCAGAGGAAAAAAAUUGACUUUUCUUCAAAGCUGGAUCCUUUUUAAAAACAGUACACCACAGAUAAAAUCUGGAAUAACUUCAAAUCUUAUGGCCAUUAUGUGGGGAAUAUUUAUUUUCUAGGAAUAGUCUUUUAUAUAUUCUUCAUUUUCUAUGGCUGCCUUUUUAGCAUAUAUGAGAUAACUGCUAUCUUUAUGAUACAAACUUUCAAGUUUAUUUUGUACACUAUCAUAAUCAACAAAGACAUGUCAGUUAACUUCAUUAAAAACAUAAUUCUACCUUGAUGGUUCAACUGAUGGACUUUUAAUUCAUUAAUUUAGAGGUUUUAGGCAAGCUACUAUGCAUUCAGUCUUCUCAUCUGCAAUAUUUGGUUAAUGCCAAGCUAAAAAGAAAGUUGUAAGAAUUACUGAAAGUGUUUGUUAAAUGCUUUGCAUAAAUGAGAAAAAGACCAUAUACAAUC
Molecule: messenger RNA, 3276 nt
Organism: Protobothrops mucrosquamatus (brown spotted pit viper)
Lineage: Eukaryota; Metazoa; Chordata; Lepidosauria; Squamata; Viperidae
Product: zinc finger and SCAN domain-containing protein 21-like
Exons: 6
Coding region: 149-1489 (446 amino acids)
Source: RefSeq, a predicted model, not a curated record